AUGGUUUAUUAUGUUCGAUUCCUGAAGACACCCAGGAUCCAGCAGCAGAAAGGGUCUAUCUUCAUCUCCGCUCUUAUUUGCAUCACCACUGAUCUGGGAGACUCUUUUCUCGCUGAAGAUGUUGAUUUGAUGGUGACAGCCCGUGAUAAUUCCUCUCGGGUUAUCUUUCAGAAAAAGACAGAAUGGAGCGCCAGUAAUCGCGAACUUGCAAUUACCCUGGGUCCUCUCCCAUCCAAUUUGGCCAAGCAGUCCAUGGUGUUGACGGUUGAAGCACCGGAAUCACCAGAAUACGUUAUACCCCAGUAUCCCUCCAUACCUUUAGUGGUUGCUGCAACAAGUGCUCCAUUUGGACCUCAGUCCACGCCAGCAGAGAAGCUGGUCCAACGGCGCAUUCAAUACAGCAGCUCCGAACCACUCCCAAUAAAAAUCUGGGAAGAGACAGGAAAUAGCAUUGCUAGACAUAUAUGGGAUGUUCCCAGGGAUGCGGGCCUUGCAACAGUUACAUAUCUUCACAUGAUCUGUGAUAAUAUAAAGAAAACAGCCAACAACAAGACAAAAGGCACUGAACCUAAAAUACCAGCUUUGAAACAAAUUCUAUCGAUCAAUCGCAACCAACCUCUUCAGGUAGUUGAGCUAGGGGCAGGAUGUGGGAUAGUAGGAAUUGCAUUGGCAACAAUGCUUCCCAACUGUUCGGUCAUACUCACGGACCUCCCCGAGGUUGAAGACAUAAUAACACGCAAUAUUAAUGCUGCCCAACUCGCAACCAUGUCCAGUCUCCAGUAUCAAAACCUCGACUGGGAUGACCCGCUGGACGAGCUCUGCCCGCAGCCUAUUGAACUCAUUCUUGUCUCUGAUUGUACCUACAAUGCAGACAGCUUGCCAGCGCUAGUCUCCACGCUCGAUCGAUUGAUUCGGACAUCUCCGGAGGCAAUCAUCUUGGUGGCUUUGAAGAGACGACAUGACAGCGAAACGGUGUUCUUCGACUUGAUGCGGUCGGCGGGAUUCUCGGCGGUGCAGGACAGCGUUGAGAUCCCCUCGCAACACGAUGGGGUUGAUGAGAUUGAAUUUUACUGCUACAGUCGACCAAUUGGGGGAAGAUAG
This is a messenger RNA of Penicillium vulpinum, 1101 nucleotides long. Its product is annotated as protein N-lysine methyltransferase family protein. The transcript has 2 exons. The record is from RefSeq and is a predicted model, not a curated record. The coding region runs from base 1 to 1101 and encodes 366 amino acids. NCBI's taxonomy places the organism in Eukaryota, Fungi, Ascomycota, Eurotiomycetes, Eurotiales, Aspergillaceae.